AAGAUUAUCAGGACUUACUGAGGGUGUGUUUUCCACGAACGAGUGGAAGGCGGAUUGCACUCUUUUGUGGCCCUGCCUUCUUUGCUGAGUGUAACAACAUCCCUUUUAGGAUAAAAACCUGGGCAAGUUCAUAAGUGCUUUGCAGAAUUUCAACCAACUCUUGUGGAAACUACCAGCUCAUAGGCUUGUAAUUAUUUCUUAUUAUGAAUGAUAUGGUCGUUAAAAUGUUUGCUUCUGUAUUGCUCUUGUGUGUUUUCUGCCUGGGAUCAGCAGAGGCUGGGAAGUUAUUGGUGAUUCCAGCAUUUGGCAGUCACUGGACAGGCAUGAAGCCUUUGGUGGAGGAGCUUGGACGUAGAGGAAACCAGGUGGUGGUUGUCAUCCCAGAGGAAGGUCUGAACAUGAGUCCAGCACAGCAUACCACCACUUUGACAUAUCCAGUACCCUACACCAAGGCCCAGCUACAAGAGAGUAUGAGUGCAGGCUUAGAGAAGUUGCUGAGUGCAGAUGUAUCUACAGAUCUGUCCAGGUUUCAGAAUUUCUUCCACACUAUGGAUAUGCUUAAAGUUGUUGUCUCCCGGAAUGCUGAGGGUUUGCUCACCAACAAGGACUUGAUGAAGAAACUGCAAGAGUACAGCUUUGAUGCGAUUCUCACAGAUCCGUUUGAGACUGUCGGGGUUAUUGCUGCUGAAUAUCUAUCAGUUCCUGCCAUUUAUAUGCAAACAAGCCAUCCUUGUGGUGUCGAUGCUCUUGCUAGUAAAUGUCCAGCUCCACCUUCUUAUGUUCCACAACCUUUAACUCACUUUACUGACCGUAUGAAUCUCUGGCAAAGAAGUGUGAACCUGGUAAGGACACUGAUUCAGCCCAAGGCUUGUGAACGUAUGUUUGCUCGUGCAGAUGAGAUCGCCUCACAUGUACUUCAGAGAAAAACAUCAGUGGUGGAGAUCAUGAGCCGUGCAGCUCUCUGGUUUAUGCAUUUUGACUUUGUCUUUGAAUUACCACGUCCGUUGAUGCCUAACAUGAUCAUAAUUGGAGGAAUGGACAACAAGAAAGCACAACCUUUGUCACAGAGAAAAAAAACUACUUGAUUAUUGUGCAGACUGUGA
Messenger RNA from Labeo rohita (rohu), 1103 nucleotides. Its product is annotated as UDP-glucuronosyltransferase 1A5. Lineage: Eukaryota; Metazoa; Chordata; Actinopteri; Cypriniformes; Cyprinidae. The record is from RefSeq and is a predicted model, not a curated record. Gene Ontology annotation, molecular function: UDP-glycosyltransferase activity. Bases 204 to 1085 code for a protein of 293 amino acids. The transcript is spliced from 2 exons.